AUGAAGCUCCCAGCACUUCUCAUCCUCUGCCUGGGCCUCCAGGCAGAGCUCAGCACUGCUGUCAUCCCAGUGGAGGAGGAGGAUCCAGCCUUCUGGAACAGGCAGGCAGCUUCAGCCAUUGAGGCCUCCUUCAAGCUGCAGCCCAGAGUAACCGAAGCCAAAAACCUCAUCAUCUUCCUCGGGGAUGGAUUCGGGGUCCCCUCCAUCACGGCCACCCGCAUUCUAAACGGGCAGCAGCAGGGGAAGUUGGGCCCUGAGACCCCCCUCGCCCUGGAUUCUUUCCCCUAUGUGGCUCUCUCCAAGACAUACAGUGUGGACCGGAUUGUCCCUGACAGCGCAUCCACAUCCACAGCCUACCUCUGCGGCGUGAAGGGCAACUACCACACAGCAGGAGUGAGUGCAGCCGCUCGCCUCUCUCAGUGCAACACCACAGCAGGCAAUGAGGUGGUCUCAGUGCUGGAGCGAGCACGCAAAGCCGGGAAGGCAGUGGGCAUAGUGACAACAUCACGGGUACAGCACGCAUCACCGUCGGGGGCCUAUGCCCAUGUGGUGGACCGCAACUGGUACGCGGAUGUCAGCAUACCCGAGGAGGCCCGUCUCCAGGGCUGCAAGGACAUCGCCUGGCAGCUGGUCCACAAUGUCGACAUCAAUGUGAUCAUGGGGGGUGGUCGGAUAUACAUGACCCCCGCAGGGACGCCAGACCCUGAAUAUCCCACCUAUGAAACAGAGAAUGGGAUACGGGAAGAUGGAAAAAACCUCAUCAACAUGUGGCGGGAGGCACGGCCGGGUGCCCGCUAUGUCUGGAACAGGACAGAGAUGCUGGCUGCUGCUGCUGACCCCAACGUGACUUAUUUGAUGGGUCUCUUUGAACCCAUGGAUAUGAAGUAUGACCUGGUGCGUAACACCACCCUGGACCCGUCACUCACUGAGAUGACAGAGGCAGCCAUCACCAUCCUGAGCAGAAACCCCAAAGGCUUCUUCCUGUUUGUGGAAGGUGGCAGGAUCGACCAUGGCCACCACGAAGGUGCAGCCCAGAAGGCACUGACAGAUGGGAUUGCAUUUGAUCAGGCCAUUGACCGGGCGGGCAUCCUGACAGACGAGGAGGACACCCUCACCGUGGUCACUGCUGACCAUUCACACGUCUUCAGCUUUGGUGGCUACACCCUGCGUGGCUCCUCCAUCUUAGGUCUGGCUCCAGACAAAGCUGCUGACAAUAAGAGCUACACGUCCAUCCUCUAUGGGAAUGGGCCAGGCUACCUGGGUGCUGUUCGGCCCAACGUGAAUGAAUCCACAGCCAAUGAAUUCGACUACGUGCAGCAGGCAGCUGUGCCCCUCAAGUCAGAGUCCCAUGGUGGUGAGGAUGUGGCCAUUCUGGCCAAGGGCCCCAUGGCCCACCUCUUCCAUGGGGUGCAGGAGCAGACCUACGUGGCCCAUGCCAUGGCUUACGCUGCCUGCCUCGAGCCCUAUGUCGACUGCCACCAGCGGAACUCUGCCACUGCAGCCUGCACCACCCUCCUGGCCCUGCUCAUCCCCACCCUCUUCCUGUUCCUCUUCCACUGA
Molecule: messenger RNA, 1560 nt
Organism: Nestor notabilis (Kea)
Lineage: Eukaryota; Metazoa; Chordata; Aves; Psittaciformes; Psittacidae
Gene: ALPI
Product: alkaline phosphatase, intestinal
Exons: 11
Coding region: 1-1560 (519 amino acids)
Biological process (GO): dephosphorylation
Cellular component (GO): plasma membrane
Molecular function (GO): alkaline phosphatase activity
Source: RefSeq, a predicted model, not a curated record